AUGAGCGACGACCAAAAAUUACCGGAAGAGGCGGGUCCCUCUGGGGUAAGACCUAGACUGCCGGCGCCAAUGGACUGGUCCUUGGUCCGAAUCACAGACAUCCGGUCUGGAUUUGAUUAUGACAAGGACAAAGAUGUCGAGGAAGAGGUCGACACCACAACGAGGCGCGAAAUUACUCCUCACACCUCUCCGGGGCGAUCUCCAGCGGGGUGUGAUCCAGUUCGCGCGCAGGAAUCAACCCAACCAAUUAAAUUGGAUGAGAUUGACAAAUCCAUUGUCAAAUCACAUCGUUUUGAGCGAGAGCUAAAAAGUUUACAGGCGAGACAAGCUGAGAAAAUUCAUAUCAUUGAGAGUGACAGUUCAGACUCGGACGUGACAUCAGUAGAUUGCAACGAACCCACCACCGGCAAUGAACAGAAAGAUUUCCCGAAUGUAACAUGUAAAACACUUGAAGCUGUAGUGUUCUGUUCAAAGGAGGAGGAGUUUCAGGAUCCCAUUGCUGGCUUCAACAAAAUAAUCCUCGAGGCCACGCAACAAUGCCUGGCAACAGAGAUGAGCGACGACCAAAAAUUACCGGAAGAGGCGGGUCCCUCUGGGGUAAGACCUAGACUGCCGGCGCCAAUGGACUGGUCCUUGGUCCGAAUCACAGACAUCCGGUCUGGAUUUGAUUAUGACAAGGACAAAGAUGUCGAGGAAGAGGUCGACACCACAACGAGGCGCGAAAUUACUCCUCACACCUCUCCGGGGCGAUCUCCAGCGGGGUGUGAUCCAGUUCGCGCGCAGGAAUCAACCCAACCAAUUAAAUUGGAUGAGAUUGACAAAUCCAUUGUCAAAUCACAUCGUUUUGAGCGAGAGCUAAAAAGUUUACAGGCGAGACAAGCUGAGAAAAUUCAUAUCAUUGAGAGUGACAGUUCAGACUCGGACGUGGGAGUCACAGAGCGAUAUUUGAUCGGUAGGUUUGAGCCUCUACAUGAUGAUGAUAUUGAUGACUUAACGAACUAUGGUGUAACGGACCGAAGUUACCCCCUGGGAGUUGUGCCCUCGCCUUCGGCAUUCUAUUUAGACAUAGCAAAAGAAACGAGAUAUGUCGCAUGCAACAGAGAUGAGCGACGACCAAAAAUUACCGGAAGAGGCGGGUCCCUCUGGGUAAGACCUAGACUGCCGGCGCCAAUGGACUGGUCCUUGGUCCGAAUCACAGACAUCCGGUCUGGAUUUGAUUAUGACAAGGACAAAGAUGUCGAGGAAGAGGUCGACACCACAACGAGGCGCGAAAUUACUCCUCACACCUCUCCGGGGCGAUCUCCAGCGGGGUGUGAUCCAGUUCGCGCGCAGGAAUCAACCCAACCAAUUAAAUUGGAUGAGAUUGACAAAUCCAUUGUCAAAUCACAUCGUUUUGAGCGAGAGCUAAAAAGUUUACAGGCGAGACAAGCUGAGAAAAUUCAUAUCAUUGAGAGUGACAGUUCAGACUCGGACGUGACAUCAGUAGAUUGCAACGAACCCACCACCGGCAAUGAACAGAAAGAUUUCCCGAAUGUAACAUGUAAAACACUUGAAGCUGUAGUGUUCUGUUCAAAGGAGGAGGAGUUUCAGGAUCCCAUUGCUGGCUUCAACAAAAUAAUCCUCGAGGCCACGCAACAAUGCCUGGCAACAGAGAUGAGCGACGACCAAAAAUUACCGGAAGAGGCGGGUCCCUCUGGGGUAAGACCUAGACUGCCGGCGCCAAUGGACUGGUCCUUGGUCCGAAUCACAGACAUCCGGUCUGGAUUUGAUUAUGACAAGGACAAAGAUGUCGAGGAAGAGGUCGACACCACAACGAGGCGCGAAAUUACUCCUCACACCUCUCCGGGGCGAUCUCCAGCGGGGUGUGAUCCAGUUCGCGCGCAGGAAUCAACCCAACCAAUUAAAUUGGAUGAGAUUGACAAAUCCAUUGUCAAAUCACAUCGUUUUGAGCGAGAGCUAAAAAGUUUACAGGCGAGACAAGCUGAGAAAAUCAUAUCAUUGAGAGUGACAGUUCAGACUCGGACGUGGUGCUUAACCACUCUA
Iphiclides podalirius (scarce swallowtail) is the source of this 2043-nucleotide messenger RNA. The record is from the annotation of a GenBank genome assembly. NCBI's taxonomy places the organism in Eukaryota, Metazoa, Arthropoda, Insecta, Lepidoptera, Papilionidae.